Molecule: messenger RNA, 1401 nt
Organism: Lodderomyces orthopsilosis Co 90-125
Lineage: Eukaryota; Fungi; Ascomycota; Pichiomycetes; Serinales; Debaryomycetaceae
Exons: 1
Coding region: 1-1401 (466 amino acids)
Molecular function (GO): RNA binding
Source: RefSeq, a predicted model, not a curated record
AUGUCUGGUUUUACUUCGUUAUUUGCUAAAUCCAGUGAUAAAUAUGAUCUGUCUAUAAGUGAGUUGUUCAAAAACUCUGCAGACGGACCCAUUUCAAAAGACCAACUCAUUGAAAAGAAGAGGACAAUCGUUGAUAUACCCAACCCAAAAAAACAUAAACAUACAGAGAAGGACGUAAGUGGAAAUGAAGAUGAUGAAGAGGCUAAAUCCAGUGACUUAAGUGAAGAAUCAGAAGAGCAAGAAGAAGAGGAAGAAAUUGAAGAGGAGAGACUUAUAAAAAAGACCAAAAAGAAGGAUGAAAACGACAACUUGGAAGCCAAGUACUUUGAACAGGUGAUGAGAUCUGAAGAGCAGGAAGAUACAGCAAAGGAUGAAGAUGAGUCUAAAGAGGAAAAAGUUUCAGAUGAGGGGACGCCAUCCGUCGAAAAAGAAUCCAAAAAGACGAAAGCAGCACAAACGAUAGAUUUCAAGGAGGAAGAAUUGGAAAAAGCAGAAAGAACUGUGUUUGUAGGAAAUGUUCCAAGUGAUGUGAUAACAUCAAAGACAACCGCUAAGAACUUUAAGAAGCUUUUCAAGGAAUUUGGCAAAAUUGAUUCCAUUAGAUUCAGAUCCAUUUCCUUUGGGGAAAGUUUACCAAGAAAAGUUUCAUUUGCUAAGAAGAGUUUGCAUGAAUCAAGGGAUUCUGUAAAUGCUUACAUUGUCUUUGCAGAAAAACUGGCAUCAUUGACUGCAAAGAAGUUGAAUGCAACUGUUUUUGAAAACCAUCAUCUUCGAGUUGAUCAUGUUGCCCACCCGGCACCAAAGGAUAAUAAGAGAACUAUAUUUGUUGGUAAUUUGGAUUUUGAAGAAAAAGAGGAAAGUUUGUGGACUUACUUCAAUGACAAAUUAGACAAUGAUGUCGAAUCAGUUAGAAUUAUACGCGAUUCGAAAACUAAUAUGGGUAAAGGGUUUGCGUUGGUUCAAUUCAACGACACAUUGACUGUAAACAAGGCGUUGAUGUUGAAUGAUAAACCAAUGAAGGUCACUUCCGGUAACAAAAAAGCACGUAAAUUGAGAAUAUCAAGAGCCAAAUCAAAUGCCAAACCAUCAUUAAUGUCACCCAAUCAUAUUGAAAACGUCAAAAAAGCGUAUGCGUCAAACAAAUCCCGUGAGCAACAAAGUCUAACCGAUAAUCAAAGGACAAAAUUGGGUAGAGCUCAAAGUGUAUUGGGUAAAGCUGAUAGAUCAAGGGUCGGAAAGCCAAAGAAAGUAAUUAUUGAAGGUGAAAGAGCAACUAAAGGUCUGAAAAUUUCUGGUAUUAAGGGAUUAAAGAGUGGGAAAGUAAAGAAACCAAGAAUUAGAGAUAGAUCUACUAAAUUCAAAAAUGAGAGAGAAGCUAUGAAGAAGGAGGUGAAGAAGUAA